CACUUUUCCAAGAAAACUCUCUACCAAUAUAUUUAUGAUCCUAUGAUAAAAUCACCCAAGAAAAAAGAAAAAAAUAAAUAAAAUUUGAAAGUGGGAAAUCCUUGCUCAUCAAAUUUUUCUCCCAUUUAUUCCUUUUUGUUCCUCCCUUUUGUCCAUGGAGAUGGAGCUGGAGGCACCCAGUCGCCUUCUUCUUUCUUGAAAUAGUUCAUCACAUGUAAUGUUUUAUUUUGUAAUGUAUUAUUAUUUGUGGGUUUUCUAAGACCUCGGAUGUGAUGUAAUAAUAUUUUGUAGACUUUUCGAUUGCUUUUGUGGGGUGUCCAAUCAUUAGUGUGUGUGUGUGUAUGGGGGCACAUUCGAAUAAUCUACAAGGGAAUAUGCUUUCUACGCCAACUUAUGAUCAACGGACAUCCCUUGGCGGUUUGUUGCUUGUAUGAGUGUUCUUCGCAUGUGGGAAUUGAAAAUUUCUGCUGUGUUGAUGCCAGUCUCUUGAUAAUCAUCUUGGGUUCUUAAAGUUUCGACCUUUAUGCUAUUUCUUGAUCUGGGUUGUCCUUGGAACUUGAAUUCUAUUGCGAAAAGCUGAGGAGGAGGAGGAGGAAAAAAAUUAGGAGUUUGAAUUUUUGAUGGAAGGAAUUAUGGGAGGUAGGUUGAACCGGUUUGGACUAUGGAUUUUCUGUCUUGACUUGAUUUCAAGAUUCUGUUAGUUGGGAAGUGGUGAAGUAUUCUAUAAUUCUUUCAAGAUGCAAGCUGUGGGGAAGUUAGGUAGCUACAUCAGUAGAAGUGUAUAUACUGUGUCUGGGCCGUUCCAUCCAUUUGGUGGUGCUGUGGAUAUAAUUGUGGUGGAGCAACCAGAUGGGAGCUACAAGUCGUCGCCUUGGUAUGUUCGGUUUGGAAAGUUUCAGGGCGUAUUGAAGACAAAAGAGAAGGUGGUUAGCAUUAGUGUCAAUGGUGUUGAAGCAGAUUUUCAUAUGUACUUGGAUCAUAAAGGGGAAGCCUUCUUUCUGAAGGAGGUUGAUAUAGAUGCAGGGGAGUCUCCAGGUUCUCCUCCAUCCUCAUUGGGUGAGGAUAUGGACAAGCAACCUCAGAGUAGGUUGCCACUGAAAUCGAAAAGUUGCAACUACAAUUCUGAUUUCCCUGAUUCAAUUGGCAAUGAAAGAAAUGGGAAUUGUGUUGCUGUCGGUAGGAGCACUUCUCGUCGGUCACAGAUUUUGAGCCUUGUUUUUGGGAGGAGAACAAUGAAAGAGGAAGGAGGUCAGGAGGAAAAAAAUGCAUAUGAUAUGGUUAGAACUGAUUCUUUGGAGCGUGCUGAGAUUGCAGCUGAUCUCUUGGACUUGAAGUGGUCGACUAAUCUUGCUUCAUCCAGGAACAGGAAAGAUAAUGCUUCACGAUUUUCUGCUGUAGAUACAUCGAAAGAUGAAGCCAAUAUAAAUUUGCAGGUUGGUAGUUCUAGUUAUGAUGAAACAGGACUUAUUUCUCAUACAAGCUAUCAGGAACUGAAGAGCACUCUUGAGGAGAAUGUUGUUGAAAUGAAAUGCUUAAGCACCGAGUGCCUUGUUCAAACACCCACUAAAGCUGAAAGUGUUGGAUAUACUAAUUUGUCAGAUGCUGAUGCUCUGAUGACUGAUAAACGCGGCCUAGCUGAAAGUUCUGUGAUUACAGUCUCUGAGUUUGCGAAAGCUGGGUCACGAAUUGAAGACUCUGUUGAGAAGCUUAAUGGUUUGGCAGACACCAGUUUCUCCGAGUCGAAUCCUAGAGAUCGUACCCGGUCCUUAUACCAUUGUCAAGCUUCAGGGACCUCAAGAGUUGUGUUGGAUGCAUCUAUUGAACGAAAAACCAACCUCAUUUGUCAUGGAGGAUGUGAGGAAGUCUGUGUUCAGUGCGAGGCUGUUCAGGAUAUGGCUUUGAAGUCUGAACCAGAAAGAGACAUGAUACAUGCACAGGAGAAGUCAUUAACCAUCCAACACGGUUUAAGGAAAGGGGAUGGACUCAGUUUCGUUCAAGAAGAAAAGACGACUAUGAACAGAGGAACUAUAUAUGGUGCUUCAGAAAGCACUGUCACCGAAUGCUAUCCUGAAUUAGUUCCCCUUCAUCAAUCAAAUGAUUACAUUAAGGAUGUCGACUCACAGAGUGUUGCAACUGCCUCUAGUUUGAGCUACUCAACUUGUUCGCCUGCAGAAGAACAAACUAUUUUGGCAAAAGGUGAAAUAAACAAGCAUUCGACCUCUGUAGGGCCUGUUUGUGAUACCCAUAUUUCAGUUUCCAAUUUUGUUCCACCAUGUAUACAAGCAUCAAGAAUCUCAGAGGAAGAGCAGCUCCUCUUCGGUAUCCCAGAUAAUUCUGGUUACAUUGAUGGCAAACAAAUGGGGCUCAGUCAUGCUGACCUUGAGGGGGAGAAUGCUGAUUCCUCAUUUCCAUCGGGAGUUGCUGGAGUUAAUGAGUCUAAUGAUGCAACAGGUUGCUCUGUUUUUUCAUUAGACCAUUCUGUUAUAGAUGACUAUAUAAAUGAUGCUAAUCUAGAGAGAAGAAAGUUAAGAUCCAUAUCUGGUGAUGUUUGCCUUAACAAAACUGGUCAUGUUCAGUCCAAGGAACUCAUGAGAAUGGUGAGAUCUUUGCCCAGUUUACCCCUCCGAAAUAACCUUGAAGUAAGUGAUCUUGGCCAUGCUUCCAACCCUUCGCUGUAUCCAGGUAUGGAGGGAGGUGCCAACAGGAACAAUCACCAAUUACCCUGUGCUCAAACAAUGGCUGAAGAUGUUAACGUUCUAAAGGAGAACAAAGAGGAACAUACUAACCCAUCCAUUGGGAAUUCUCCUAGAUUUGUUGAUUCUUUAAGGGGAAGCCGGAGAGGUUGGCCCUUCUCUUUUAAGAGAUCGAGGAGCAUGAAAGUUUCUCAUGUGGACACAAACAGCAGUGAAAUUCCUAGUGCUGUAAAGUUCCUAAAUGACUCUAGUGAGUUGGAGGGAGGGAAAGAUGUUGCCAAUGGGAAGGUAAACAAGAAGAUAGUAAGGACGCUUACUCCAACAUCUGAACAAUUAGCAUCAUUAAAGUUAAAAGAAGGGAAGAAUAUAGUGAUUUUCACCUUCUCAACUGCAAUGCUGGGCAAGCAACAGGUUGAUGCUCGGAUUUUUCUGUGGAGAUGGGAUGCUCGAAUUGUGAUCUCUGAUGUUGAUGGGACAAUUACUCGGUCUGAUCUUCUAGGUCAGGUGAUGCCUUUGGUUGGUAUGGAUUGGUCGCAGUCAGGUGUUGCACAUCUCUUCUCAGCAAUCAAGGAAAAUGGAUAUCAGUUACUUUUCCUCAGUGCACGUGCAAUUUCUCAGUCCUUUCAUACCCGACAAUUCUUGUUUAAUAUCAAGCAGGAUGGAAAAGCCUUACCAGAUGGACCUGUUGUCAUCUCCCCUGAUGGACUCUUUCCUUCUCUAUUUCGAGAAGUUGUUAGAAGAGCUCCUCACGAAUUCAAAAUUGCUUGCUUGGAGGACAUCAAGGCAUUGUUUCCUGGUGAUAGGAAUCCAUUCUAUGCUGGUUUUGGAAACAGAGACACUGAUGAGUUUAGCUAUCUUAAGGUUGGAAUUCCGAAGGGGAAAAUAUUUAUCAUAAACCCAAAGGGUGAGAUUGUUGUAAACCGCCGUGUUGAUACCAAGUCAUACUUGUCUCUACAUGCCCUUGUACAUGGCAUGUUUCCCACCAUGUUAUCUUCCGAACAGGAAGAUUUUAAUUCAUGGAAUUAUUGGAAACUUCCACCGCCGGCUAUUGACGUUUAAAGGUUAUGGCUUUGAAGUGGAGGAGCAGGCCGGCAGCAUCUUCAAGGACUGUAAUGUUGAGGGCAUUUGAUGGAACGGAGAGCUUCAUACUCACAUGUGAUUACUAUCGAAGUCCAAUCGUCGUUGAAUGGCUUGUAGCCUUGUACAAUAUUUACCGCAUAAUGGGACACAUCAUUUUUAUCCUGCUGACCCGAGAAGCGGCCAUAUUCUUCUUGUAUUUAUGUCAUGUCUCCUUAGUUAUCGAAAUGGUGGAGUAGCUGCUUUAUUGCCUAAAAGAUUGGCUUUGGAUUGCUAUUGCUAGGGAAUUUGAAUUAGCUGUUACGAACUCUUGUCAAUUCUUGGAGCGCUAAGAUUUCUGGAACAGUGUAACAUAUAAUGUUACUAUUAAGUUUCUUCGCAUCAGUCUUAUUUUGUAAAUUGUAAAUUUGUAAAUUGUAGAGCACACGAUCUAUUGAUAUAAAUAGUUCCACAGCAUCACCCGACAUGCUGAAUAGAAAUUUAGAUUUGCUCAUGCUCGUUUUUGUGCUAAUCUGUUUCUUCUUGCUAGUUCA
Sesamum indicum (sesame) is the source of this 4303-nucleotide messenger RNA. RefSeq names its product phosphatidate phosphatase PAH2. NCBI's taxonomy places the organism in Eukaryota, Viridiplantae, Streptophyta, Magnoliopsida, Lamiales, Pedaliaceae. Gene Ontology annotation, molecular function: phosphatidate phosphatase activity. Gene Ontology annotation, biological process: lipid metabolic process. The record is from RefSeq and is a predicted model, not a curated record.